AUGCACAUCUUCGUCACCGGAGCCGCAGGCUUCGUCGGAAAGGCAGCGGUUGCCAACCUUAUUGAGCACGGUCACACGGUCGUAGGCCUUGCCCGAUCUGACGCCAAUGUUGCCGUGCUCGAGAAGCUUGGCGCCUCUAUCCAGCGCGGAUCCCUUCAGGACAUGGACUCCUUACGCGCAGGCGCAGCGCAGUCCGACGGAGUCCUUCACCUCGGCUUCGUUCAUGACUUCAGCCGCUUCGAAGAGAUUUGCCGGAUCGAUCGUGAAGCUAUCUCUGCGAUGGCAGAAGGUCUCGAACAGUCCAAAGGUGGUGCCGCUGGCAAGCCAUUGAUCGUGAUCAGUGGUACCCUAGGCCUGCCAAACCCAGGUGAAGGCAAGAAAGCCGAUGAGGAUACCGACGACCGCCGAGACAUGGAGAAAGGCAUCCGCGGCAUGGUUGUUCGCUUCACGCCCAAUGUUCACGGCAAAGGUGACCAAGGCUUCGGCGUUAUGCUCAUCAAGGCUAUGAAAGAGAAGGGUACCAGUUACUAUGUCGAAGGCGUUACCCCCAUCUGGCCUGGCGGCCAUCGCGAUGACACCGCUGAACUUCUUCGCUUAAUGCUCGAGAAGGGUCAAGCUGGUAAAACUUAUCAUGCCAUCGAUGAGGAGGCAGUGAGUCUCAAGGACUUGGCAGAAUUGAUUGGCCGCAAGCUUGAUAUUCCGGUGAAGGGCGUUUCGUUCGAGGAAGCGCAGAAGGAGCUCGGAUUCUUGGGAGGUAUCAUCGCGGCCAAUACCGUCGUGUCGUCAGAGAAGACGCGUGAGGAGCUUGGAUGGUCGCCCAAAGAGAUCGGAUAUCUCGAAGACGUGGAGAAACACUACUUCGGAGAGACUUUGGCACCGCAUGCUUCAGAGGGGACCAUGGGUGGCGCGAGUGAGGCAUGGAAGGCGAACUAG
Messenger RNA from Cyphellophora attinorum, 933 nucleotides. RefSeq lists its product as uncharacterized. Lineage: Eukaryota; Fungi; Ascomycota; Eurotiomycetes; Chaetothyriales; Cyphellophoraceae. The record is from RefSeq and is a predicted model, not a curated record. The coding region runs from base 1 to 933 and encodes 310 amino acids. The transcript has 2 exons.